AUGCCGAAAUCAUCUUCUGAUUCAAAUUCCACUGAUGAGAAAAAUAUCAACAAUAAGGAAAAAAUGCCCAAAAAACAUUCCCGAAUGUCGACCAUUCCAAUGGUCAAUCGACAGGCAGUGGAAAUUCUGGAAGAAUUUCUGAAAAAGCACCAAGAAAGUCUGAAAGACAUUACUCCAAUGAAUUCACUUUAUCAGAAAGUCUCUGAGCUGGAAGUGAACGAGGAAAAACCAAAUUUGAGACGCAACCAGAGUUACCGUGCUGCUUCACACGAAUCAUUGCUUAGCAAUGAAAAUGAAUCUUUCCAGAACACCUUGUUUGAAGAAGAACUUAAUACCUACACGGCACCCCUUGCCAGUGAUGAAGCUUCAGAUUCAACAGUUGAAUCUCCAGUGUCAGCCCCUGAGGCCACUUACUACAAAAGAAAAUCUAGUGCUGACUCGUCAAGCUCGGACAGUUCUGAAUGGGCCUCUGAGAAGCGGCACAAGAAGAGUUUCUUCAAGCGAGCUCGGGAAAGGCUGAAAUCACUCCACCGAAGUGGGAGAAAGUCACUCUCUUUAGGACGAAAAGACAAAGACGUAGAACUUGCACAGAAGCAGAUCUACAGACGUUCUUAUUCAGAUUCUAAUGAAAAGUGCAUCCAUGUCACAAAGGAAGAGUCAAAGGAAGAUGAGAAGAGUCUGACUACAAAAGUAUUUAAUGAAGUGAUAUCAAUGGAAGGAGGAUCUGAGGAUUUUUGCUGCCAAGUUGGGUCUGCAAAGGAGCGGAAACACCUACACUUGAACAUCAAUCCUGUCUUUGCAAAGGAGCUACCUGCUACAGGGAAUUUUGAUUUUGAAUCUGAACACUAUGAGACUGUGACCACGAUUAAGACCCCUGAUGGGCAAACACACCGUGAUAGGGUUAUUGAACACCAUGAACAUUUAACUGAUCAGUUGGAAACAGAUCAGUCUGAUGAGAUUGUGAUGGAAGGAGAUCAAGUUGAUGGUGCUGUUGGUGGAGCCAUUGAGGAUGAUAGUGAGCAAAACAAAAUGGCACUGUAUAAAAGAGUGGCAAGUAAACUUGCCAUCAUGGCUGAUGAAUACAUUCAAUCAGAUUCUGAAGGAGCCUGCUCUGCUUCUGAAAUUCCAGUGCCAGACACCUCUGAACUAACAGAGUUGGAAAAAGAAAUAGUCGACCAUCUUUUGUCAAUUCAAGGAAAUACACCAUUUCCAUCAGUUGCAGCAAUGGAAAUUUUGAAACAGUUGACUUACAAUAAUUUCAAACAGAUUGUUGAAGCUUACACAAAAAAUAAAAAUGGAUUCCAGGAGGUUGUGACAUUAUUCAUGUUAUCUAAAGCUGCCAUUAGCCUUGUUGGUGCUGGUCGAGCAUUAGCAAGUCAAGUCAAGGAUCUUACUUUGCAAUACUUUGAGGAUAAAUGUGCUGCAUACAUUGUUGAGAGAGGAGGCUGGGAUUCUGUUUUGGAGGACACUGAUGAGGACACUGAAAAUAAAGAUUCAGAACAAAAAUAA
Acanthosepion pharaonis is the source of this 1509-nucleotide messenger RNA. The record is from the annotation of a GenBank genome assembly. Lineage: Eukaryota; Metazoa; Mollusca; Cephalopoda; Sepiida; Sepiidae.